GUAAAACAAACCAAAACCCCUCCAACCGCUAUAUAUUAACUCCCGCACUUGCUAAAAAAUCAACAGUCCAACCAAAUCCCCAAAUCACCCAAAAACCCUAAGGCUUCCCUAAUUGUUUGUACCCGUUACGCUCUCCCCAUUUAAAUCAAUCCAAAUACUGCCAUAAUCCGAGGGUUCGUAUUUGGGGGUUGGGGCUAGGGUUUUAGAGAAACCAACUCUUUUUAUUCUUUGAAAAAAUUUGAGAAAUGGCGACAGCCACGGAAGCUGCUAAGGGACAGGUGACGCCGAAGAGAAAGCCGGUGUUUGUGAAAGUGGAGGAUUUGAAUCCCGGUACAAGUGGGCACACUUUGAUCGUGAAAGUGGUGGAGACGACCCCAGUCAAGACUUCUCAGAGGCCCAAUAGGUCCCGUGCUAUCCUAUCACGGCCCGCCCCUCCUGCCCGUAUUGCUGAGUGCGUUGUUGGGGACGAGACUGGCACCAUCAUCUUCACUGCUCGCAACGAACAAGUUGACGUUAUGAAGCAAGGAGCAACUGUGAUUUUGCGCAAUGCUAAGAUUGUUAUGUUCAAGCGAACAACAAUGAGGCUAGCAGUUGAUCAAUGGGGACUUAUUGAGGUCACUGAACCUGCUAAAUUUGCAGUCAAAGAAGAUAACAAUCUCUCUUUAGUUGAAUAUGAGCUUGUUACUGUUUCUGAUCAGGGUAUGAAUUAGGGGCUGUGACUGAGUGAUUGGGAAGUUAAUAUUUUGAAAGUAACCUAAGGGCUUGAUGCUUGUUUUUGUGUCAUAAACAGUCAUUUGAGAUGCAGCUUUUAUUAGUAUGGGACACAUUUCAUUGUGAAAUUUGUUUGGUGUUUCUCUUUCCGUCUUUUUA
Durio zibethinus is the source of this 870-nucleotide messenger RNA. RefSeq lists its product as uncharacterized. The record is from RefSeq and is a predicted model, not a curated record. Lineage: Eukaryota; Viridiplantae; Streptophyta; Magnoliopsida; Malvales; Malvaceae.